Messenger RNA from Lactuca virosa, 264 nucleotides. The record is from the annotation of a GenBank genome assembly. NCBI's taxonomy places the organism in Eukaryota, Viridiplantae, Streptophyta, Magnoliopsida, Asterales, Asteraceae.
AUGGCUGGAGAAAAAGGAGGAGGAAAGGAGACUGGGGGAGCUCAACUAAAAAGGAUGGAAUCGUUGGAGACGGAACUAGGGAUCUUGUAUGAUCGGUUGGAAACUCAAGGCAACCAGAUCCAACAUCAGGCGGACUCCAUAGCUUCCAUCCAGUUGAAGAUGGAUCAACGGUUCCAAGAAUCGUUCAACAAGAGACAAGGAGAAGAAAGCAAUGGAGGAGGAACCCAACGUUACACCCGUUGUGUCUCUUGUGGAGACACCUAG